Messenger RNA from Styela clava, 426 nucleotides. Lineage: Eukaryota; Metazoa; Chordata; Ascidiacea; Stolidobranchia; Styelidae. The record is from RefSeq and is a predicted model, not a curated record.
AUGGAGAAAUUUUUGAAAAGAAAAAAUGCGGACAUUGUACUGGACCCUGGACAAAAUCCGGGCCCUAGUAUGAGUGGAGGUGAAAAGAAAGCAAAGACAAGGCAAUACAACGAAAACUAUCUUUCAUUUGGAUUUACUUGUACCGAAGAUGCAACGGCACCGACUCCAUUGUGCUUGGUAUGUGGUGAAACGCUCUCCAACGGUGCUAUGGUUCCAAGCAAGCUCAAACGACAUCUUGAAACUAAACACCCUUUACUUCAAAAUAAAAAUGUGGAUUAUUUUGUUCGCCUGCGUGAUCAGACAAAGAAACAGGCCACUUUCAUGAGAAAAACCGCAAAGGUGAACGCGAAAGCCCUUAAAGCUAGCUAUCACGUAGCUGAACUUGUGGCUAAUCAAAAAAGUCCCACACUGUGGCAGAGCAAUUAA